Molecule: messenger RNA, 1272 nt
Organism: Phaeodactylum tricornutum CCAP 1055/1
Lineage: Eukaryota; Bacillariophyta; Bacillariophyceae; Surirellales; Neidiaceae
Exons: 2
Coding region: 1-1272 (423 amino acids)
Source: RefSeq, a predicted model, not a curated record
AUGGGGCAGAUCCUGUCCUUACCAUUCAAGCUGUGCAGGCAUACCGCGACCUUCUAUCGCGGCUUUGUGCAUUACUGGAUUGGACAGGGCCGAAAUUCUCCUUACCAAACGCCCGAGCAGUGCACCUUUGCGCCCCUGCGCGAAACACCGACGGACUCGCCGACGCAAAAGCUCUUUAAGCAGCAUGCUCGAGUACAUCUUUACAGCCUCGCGUCCAACUUUUACCUCUAUCACAAACCGCACUAUCGAAAAGGCUCGUAUCGGGAUGAUUUGAUCGACAAUCUACGCAACGUGGCCAUUCCAGGCACGGGCAUCCCCUUGUCACUCAUGGCCUCGACCCGUCUUACAGCCCUGGGUUUCUUGUUCUCGGCUUAUCCUACGGUCAGUCUGGUUGCCGCUGUGCAUCAGUGGAUAAAAACUCGUGGGAAGACUAGCAUUUCAGAGGAAUACGCCACCCGCUUGUUGGCCCCGAAUGAUUGGUUCUCCUACUGGCGCUUGAAUUGCAACAUUGUUGGUCUCCAUUCCGUUCUCAACGAUAUGCCGGUCGAUUACGAAAUGGAAAACAAAUGGACCUUUCUAGAAAAUGGUAAAAAGCGGGGUGUUCCUAUUUCACCCUACCUAACCACACCCGGUAUUGUCGUCAAGCAUCGCAACGAAGAAGGCGGGCUCGGCAUUCAUUUCUAUAGAAAUGCCGUCGACGGUGGGGACUGGAUUAUUCAGGAGCGCAUCCAAAAUUCCGACUGGGUGCAGUCGAUGCUUCCCGCCAAGGCGCCGUUGUCCACUUUUCGUGUCAUCACUUGCAGUGCAGCGUAUAAUGUAUCCGAAGCACCUAACCGCGCUGACGUGAAAGCUCUUUCCUGCGUAUUCCGUGCAGGCCGAGCUGGUGCCGCCACCGAUCACGAUUCCAUCUUGUUUGACGUCGAUGUCAAAACUGGAACCAUAAAGGGAGGGACGACCAACGCGCACUGGUACCGACUCGGUUUGCACGAAGCCCUACCGGGACGUUGUCCUUGGCGAUCACACCAUGAUUACAGCCUUCACCCGGAUGGUGACAUUCCCGUGACGGGCAACCAAGUUCCUGAUAUUGCCCAAAUGCUCCAGUUGGUUGAGCAAUCCCAUUUCGACAUGUGCCCACGGGUACCCAUGGCUGGCUGGGAUGUCGUCUUUUCGGCUGAUCCCGAGGUACCAAUUUGCCUGCUCGAGGUUAACUUGAGUUGUAAUUUUUUUCGGGGCUCGUUCGAUCAAAAGGUAUUGUCUCGGUUUUAUGUUUGA